CUCGCUGCUCCCACGGAGCUUUCCACCCAGCAGAUUCCCCGAACCGUCCUCCGUGUGAGCCAGCAGGCUUCUCUGCGUGGAUCCCCCCCCCUCCCUCCCGUCCAUCAGACCCGGGGGGAGCGAUGCGACGUCCCGGAGGAGAGAGAAGAGGAGACCAAGCGGCCAGGCAGCAGCGCACACCUGAGAGGAGCAUCUGAGUUAGUUUCCAUUACAGAAAGGUCUUUUGCAGUCAUCACUAUGACUGAUGGGGAUUAUGACUACCUGAUAAAGCUCCUUGCCCUGGGGGACUCCGGCGUGGGGAAGACGACGUUCCUGUACCGCUACACGGACAACAAGUUCAACCCCAAGUUCAUCACCACAGUCGGCAUCGACUUCAGGGAAAAGAGAGUGGCCUACACAGCAUCAAACCCCAAUGGAACAGCCACAGGGAAAACCUUCAAGGUCCACCUUCAGCUGUGGGACACCGCGGGACAGGAGAGGUUUCGCAGCCUGACCACAGCGUUCUUCAGGGAUGCCAUGGGUUUCCUGCUGAUGUUUGACCUCACCAGCCAGCAGAGCUUUCUCAACGUCCGGAACUGGAUGAGCCAACUUCAGGCCAACGCCUACUGUGAGAACCCGGAUAUCGUGCUGGUCGGGAACAAGGCCGACCUGGCGGAUCAGAGGGAGGUUCAGGAGAAACAGGCCAAGGAGCUGGCUGACAAAUGUGGGAUCCCCUACUUUGAGACCAGUGCAGCGACCGGAGCGGAAGUGGACAAGGCGGUGAUAACUCUGCUGGAUCUGGUGAUGAAGAGGAUGGAGCAGUGCGUCGACAAACCACCGGCAGAUCCGGCCAACGGGAACGGUGCCGCCAAGCUCGGAGAGGGACAGCCCAACGAGAAGAGAUGCGCAUGCUAAAUCAGGAGACGCUCCUGGGCUGUCCGUCCUCUCUCCUCCUCACAUCCCGUCCAUCUUUUAUGUUUUUCCUACUCUGUCUGUUCUGAUAGCAUGUUUCUCCUCUUCAAUCCUGUUUAAAAAAAAAAAAAAAAAAAAAAAAUCAACAUGAGCCAUCUUCUCCUUUUGGCUCUUUAGAUCCAUUCCUGUCUGCAACUCUGACAAUGAACACACUUCAGCUCCCUCUAGUGGACAUUCGAGGCAACACAGCCUCGGCCUGUCAGCCUUGAGCAGGAAAUUCUAACAGGAGGAGACACUGUCAUCGCUGUCAGACACAUAAUGUGCCUCGCUGAAAACCUGCAGCCUGGGAAUUAAACUCUGCACGCUCCCUGUUUUUCUGUCUCUGCAGCCUAUUCUGAUCCUUUAAAAGCCCCAAACAGGCGAUUUGAGCUUCAAAUCCAACUUUUUACCUAUUCGUCUGCUCGUUACUUCACAGCAGGGAAAAGGUUGAACUUUGUGUCAAAUCUGGGCUGAACUGAGUUUAAUACCAGGCUGUUUGAAUAAAGCUUUUUUUUCUCCUGGACCACACUGAGGAUUAGUGGGACCAAUGUGUUUUAAUUAAAUUUCUUUGUUUCUCUGUGUUAUUAUGUGCUGGACUGUAUCAACCACGCAUUAGAGCUACCAGAGAAGCUUUGUUUUUAGACGUUUACUGAACGUGUGCCAAAUGUGUUUUAUAUUAACUGCCUUUGUUGGGAGUCUUUGACAUAAAAAUCGAGUGGCUCCAGCAGUGUUUCUAAACAUAAGACUGUCUUUUUGUGACUAAUUUCAUUUUAUUUAUUUUUUUAACUAAGCUUUUUGUUUUUUAAGCUAAUCUAUGGGUACUUUAAACAGCAUAUUUUAGCGUCAGGUGCAAUAAGCUGCCCUGAAAAAACUCCA
Molecule: messenger RNA, 1806 nt
Organism: Fundulus heteroclitus (mummichog)
Lineage: Eukaryota; Metazoa; Chordata; Actinopteri; Cyprinodontiformes; Fundulidae
Gene: rab27b
Product: RAB27B, member RAS oncogene family
Exons: 6
Coding region: 238-894 (218 amino acids)
Biological process (GO): melanosome transport; positive regulation of exocytosis
Cellular component (GO): melanosome; secretory granule
Molecular function (GO): GTPase activity; GTP binding
Source: RefSeq, a predicted model, not a curated record